Penicillium mononematosum is the source of this 2946-nucleotide messenger RNA. RefSeq lists its product as uncharacterized. Gene Ontology annotation, molecular function: protein binding. The transcript has a single exon. NCBI's taxonomy places the organism in Eukaryota, Fungi, Ascomycota, Eurotiomycetes, Eurotiales, Aspergillaceae. The coding region runs from base 1 to 2946 and encodes 981 amino acids. The record is from RefSeq and is a predicted model, not a curated record.
AUGUCGCAAUUGAGCUCGGCCCCACGCUUGAAGCCCGAUGUCCGCCUCGCCCAGGCUGUAUCACAGUUCGAGGCCGAACUGUCCAAUGAGCAAAAAGCAAGUUUCCGUGCCUGGAGAACUAAAUCAAUUGAGUCUCCCCCUGGUAUCCAAGAUGUCAUGCAACUCACAGCCGAGAUUGAUCGUGUCUCCGAGAAGCGACGCCGGUGCUUGGGACCGCGACUUAUGAACGUCCUACAAGCUACUCAGCAAUUCGCUGCUUUAGGGGAUGUCAUAGUCGGUGGAUCUCAGAAUCUGCUUGCGUGUGGUGUCUGGUCAGUAGUGCGAAUAUCGCUCCAACUAGUCCUCGACUUUUCCUCCUAUCUUGAGCAAUUAUCGAAUAUAUUCAUGACUGUUGGGCGUCUUGCCCCUCGUUAUGAGAAGAUGGCUUUACUUUAUCCUCGGUCAAAAGAUUUACAAUCUUGCCUCUGUGAAUAUUUUAUAUUGAUCGUACGUCUUUGCCAUGAGACGAUCACUUUUACACGCAAGUCAAUCUUUGGGAAAUUGAGGGCAUCCGCGCUUGGUGACUCGGACCUGAAGACAUACCAAUCAGAGCUUGAGUCCUGGGGAAAGACUAUCAAAGCCGAAGUCGGCUUCUUGAUGGCCAAGGGAAUUGAGGACGAGGCAGAAAACAACUCGCGGUUUAGAACAGUCUCAUCGAUAUUCCAGAAAUCAACCGCGUAUCAGCAAGCCAUUCAAACGAAACAGCGAGUUCUUGAUUUCUGCUCGCAGUACGACUGCACAGUAUCCUGGAAACAGGCUCGAAAAUCCGGCAACACUAAUCUGUUCCGGGAGAGCGCCCAGUAUCAAAAUUGGAAAAGUAUGCCUCUUUCUUCCACGCUCGUCUAUACUGGGAAGUUAGGCUCCGGGAAGUCUGUGCUUCUCGCCAAUAUAGUGGACGAUCUCCACAUCCAGAAUGAAACGCCCCAUGUGGCAUAUUUCUUUUGCCGACAUGAUGCGUCUGAGACUCUUAAAGCGCGGGAAGUCAUUGGCUCCUUAGCUCGUCAGUUGUUAUACCCUAUAUCAGACUUCACGGCUGCCGCGGAAUACUUGGACAGGACGCAUCGGCGCGAACCGAUAGAAAGGAUAAUGGGACUUCUUACAAGUUUUCUUACUCCUCUUCGUAAGACAAGGAGGUUCUUCGUUAUUGUCGAUGGGCUAGACGAGCUCGACGUGCAUGAAAGAAACAUCGUGAUCCAGCAGCUAUCAGAUCUUCAAAAUGAAACAUUUGCAAUGCUACUUUGCAUUUCUCUUCGUGAGGAUCCAAACGAGAGCCCCCUCAAAACUAACUUCGCGCGACUUGCUGCGCCGGUUGUUACACCCAUUCCGAACAAUACACCUGACAUCGAGCAUUUCAUCGAGACAGAAUUGGAACAUCGUAUCGAAUCUGGACAGCUCACGAUUGGCAGUCCUCUUCUGAUCCUCGAAAUCCAAGACGCUCUCUUGAAAGGAUCACAAGGGAUGUUCCUUUGGGUAGCUCUCCAAAUUGAAUCUUUAUGCGCAAUGGAAAGUGAUGAAGAGAUUCGUCAAGCUCUUGCAGACCUACCGAAGGAUCUCUCAGAGACAUUUUCUCGCACUUUACGGUCAAAAUCCAAACAUACACGUCAAAAGGAGAUAUUGGCCAUUCUAACCGUGGCCCAAACCCCGCUCACUCUCCAGCAACUGCGCGAGGCGCUAUGUGUUGUGCCCGGUGAUUUGAACUGGAAUCCGGAUAGACUGCUCAACAAUAUGCACAACACUCUGGCUUCUUGUGGCAGUCUUGUCGCCGUUGAUGAGGAGGAGCUUACUAUACACCUUGUUCACCACAGUGUGAAACAGUUCCUCCUCGGUGAAUUCAAAGAUUCGACCGAAACCCUAGUCAACGUGGAUGACGCUCAUCAAUUGAUGGCAAGUAUCAUUCUCACCUACCUCAACUACGGCGUGUUUGAAACUCAAGUUUCAAAAAAUGUAAUACCGCAGCUGCGAACUGGCUCUGUACCUUCUGAGGUGAUUCUCUCAACACUCAAACCAUCAACUGGAGUCCGGAACAUGGCAAUCAAACUCCUCAGAUCCCGAAAAGGGGCUGGCUUUGAUAUUGGAAAAGUCAUCGCAGAGACGAAGCUCCAGAACCAUUCGACAGAGGAGCAGUUCUACUUCCACAAAUACGCCGUAUCAUUCUGGUUAUACCACGUCGUGCACGCCUUUAACCUCCCCGAAGUCAUACACAAGUUAUUACUCCGACUCCUGGAUCGAAGGUUAUCCUUGAGGCUCAAUAUCACUGACGAAGAAAUCAACAAAGUAUUAUCGUGGUCCGCGAAAAAGAAACAAUACGCAUCCUUGAUCAACAGCUUGCUCGAUCCCGAAAACAUGACAUCAACGGAACGGGACAUGUCACUUGAUGCACUGCAUAUCGCUGCGGGCGAAGGACACGGCGCAAUGAUUAAGGUCCUCUUAGAGCGCGCAAAGAUGUAUGACAUGAUGACGUUCGAGGGCUCCCACCCGCAGCGACUACAUCUAUCCGCUCAAAACAACAUUGAGACGUCACUUGAUCGUGACAAGGUCGAUGUCAGCUCGAGGGAUUCCCUGCGUUGGACACCCUUGCAUCGAGCAGCAAUGAACGGAGACACGUCGGCCGUGAUCUUUCUACUUACAGUCGUCAAUGCAAAUCCUAGGACGCCCGAUAUGAUGGGCCUCACCCCUUUGCAUCUGGCUAGUAUGAAUGGUCACUUUGAGGUUGUGAAGGCACUCCUUGAUCACGGAAAUGCGGACCCAAAUGCUAGUGAUAAAGAGGGUCGAACUCCCGGGGAUCUUGCUUUGGAAAAACUCGAUGAAGAAAGCAUUUCAAAAUUAGAUACCCGGCUUUUCGUUUCUUCGAGAGAAAUAAAUGAUGUUGACGCCGCCGAAGACAGACCUGUUAGUCCACUUGGUUGA